Pimephales promelas (fathead minnow) is the source of this 1991-nucleotide messenger RNA. NCBI's taxonomy places the organism in Eukaryota, Metazoa, Chordata, Actinopteri, Cypriniformes, Leuciscidae. The record is from RefSeq and is a predicted model, not a curated record.
UCCAGUCCAGGACGGUCAUUGUGGUCAGUGGCAUUCAGCUGCAACAGACAGCCGGAAUGGCAUCUCCAACCAGCAUGUUAGCCGAGGAGCAGGUGCACUGUUCCAUCUGUCUGGAUGUGUUUACAAACCCUGUCUCCAUCCCUUGUGGACACAACUUCUGCAUGGCCUGCAUCGGCAGCUACUGGAAGUCCAGUGCCCUCUUUAUGUGUCCGAUGUGCAAAAAGACAUUCUUCAAGCAGCCUGACAUCAGCAUCAACACAGUGCUGAGGGAAAUCGCUGAGAAAUUUAAGGCAAUGAAAUCCAAUCCCGUCGCAAACUUUCAGAUGACAAUGCAGCUGGACCCAGGACUCAGGACCCAUGAGGAGCUCCCGACAGAAAUGCCUGAACUGAUUCCUCCUAAUGGGCCGUGGGCCCAGACGGUGUCCUGCGACGUGUGCACUGGGACUCAGCGUCGGGCGGUGAAGUCCUGCCUGGUUUGUUUAACGUCUUACUGUGAGGAGCAUCUGAAGACGCACACUGCCCGCUUCACCAAACACAAGCUGAUCGAACCUGUGCAGAACCUUGAGGACCGUAUGUGUAAGAAGCACGAGAGGUUGCUGGAGCUGUUCUGUAAGAAGGAUCAGACCAUUGUGUGUGUGCUAUGCACUGAGAUGGACCACAGGGCACAUUACACAGUUCCUGUCGAACGAGAGUGGACAGAGAAAAAGGCCGUGUUGAGGAAAACUGAAACUGAAGUUCAGCAGAUGAUUCAGGACCGAUUGAAGAAAGUUGAUGAUAUCAAACACUCCAUAGAGUUGAACAAAAGCAGCGCUAAGAGAGAUAUUGAGGACAGCAUGCAGGUAUUCUCGGAUCUGAUCAGAGCAGUCCAGAAGGUCCAGGCCGAGCUGGUGUUGGACAUCGAGGCGAAACAGAAGAAGACAGAGAGCUGGGCCAACCAACAAAUACAAGAACUGGAGCAGGAAAUAGAUGUUCUGAAACUGAGAAACACAGAGUUGGGGUAUCUCUCACACACUGAAGACCACAUUCACUUCCUGCAGAACUUUACAUCAUUAAUGGCACAUCCAAACACUAAAGACUGGUCUGAGAUCUGUGUGCAUGCUGAUCAGUGUGUUGGCACCACCAGAAGAGCAGUGCUCAAACUAGAAGAGACACUUACAGAAGAAGUAGACAAACUUGUAGAAAUGGAGCUGAGGAGAGUUCAGAAGUACUCAGUGGAUGUAACCUUUGACCCGGACACUGCUAACCCUUGGCUGCAGCUAUCCGAGGACAGACGUCAGAUGCGUCAUCUCGGUGCAUGGCAGGACCUGCCCGAUACACCAGAGCGCUUUGAUACAGUGGUUAUUGCACUCGGCCGUGAAGAAUUGUCCUCCGGACGCCGUUACUGGGAAGUUCAGGUGGGCGAGAAGGACGACUGGUACCUAGGUGUCGCCAGGGCAUCUGUAAACAGAAAAGGGAGGAUUUCGGUGAGUACGGCUCACGGUUAUUGGGCUUUAGCAAUGAGGAAAGGGCGAGAAUAUCGUGUUUCUUCCUCUCCACCCCUCCUGCUUUCCAUCGAGCCCAAGCUGAAGAGAGUGGGCGUAUAUGUGGACUACGAAGAAGGACAAUUGUCAUUCUAUGAUGUACAAAACAAAACUCACAUCUACACCUUUGUGGACUCGUUUAAAGAGAAACUCUUCCCGUUCUUCUACCUCUACUGCUGCGAUAAGGCCUCUGACACUAUGACGAUCUGUCCCAUGCAAGAGACGUCUCAUACUAAACAGUGCUGAAACACGAGCUCAAUAAAGACUUGGUCUGAUGAAAUGACCUGCAGUACUGCUGUUUCUAUCCUGAUACUAUGUGUGUUUGAGAACUGCUUUCUUUGCCUUAAUUUCCUGAAUGUUAUAUAGAUAUUUCUACAAAAAAAAAAUUAAAAAUCAGUUUUAUUGCAUGGCCAUACAAGAGCAAUUAUGACAAAGCAUACAAAAAAAAAAUAAAUAAUUAUAAUUAAUCAA